CUAGUGAAAAUUGCUGUCAUUUCGUAUUGACGAUUAGCAGCUACUUUGAGAUCACUUUUGGAGGCAAGGCCCUUGAGGCUAUUUGCAAGAGUAUUUCUAAAUACUUUUUCGCUGCGCCGGAGGCGAUAGUCGCCUAGACAUGGCGCAACGAAGAAGGCGAUGGGUGAUUAGAGUAGCACUCACACAGGACAAGAGCGCGCAGCAAGGCAUUUCGUUGGGGGAACGCCAUGUUCAGCUCGCUUAUACUAUAAAUGUCCAAAGAAGCCUCCAGAAAGUGACGCGUCUAUAGAUGCGAGAGCUAAGCCAGGCCGAACGAUGCUCCUAUUAAUAGAUAGCCGCUAUGAAAUCGCCUGUAUCGUAUGAUGCAGAAGCAAGAUGACUCUUGAAGCGACUUGCGGCAGUGCUCUCAGUUUGAAGCUCAGGUGACACUAUGAGCAGCAGGAAAAUCUGUUGAAAUUGUUGACUACUCACGCGCCUGUGCACAAGUAAUGUAUGUGGUGGGCUGGGAUGGAAUUUGGAGUGAACCCAUUUGGGUGGUCACAACUCACAAUCACAGGGGCACACGCAUGUGCCCCGCAAUCGCCAAGUCGCCCUUCUUGAUCUUUCGAGGCGCGCACAUUGCAGCAGUUGUCGCUUGCAGUCGCCCAACUUUCAUCGCCAUGACAAGUUUCCCCAUCACCACCCAACAGAUGUUUGGAAGCGAAGAUGCCGAAUUGCUCGUUUGAGAGGUAACAAUGUUAAUGCCUGUCGCACACGCAACCUUCGAGCAGCCAGUCCGCAACCUUCAGUAGGCUCUGCACUCAUGGCGAACCACGAGCGCGCCACGUACAAACAAGUCCCAUUGCUGCGAAACAAGGCCUGCGAAUUUUCUUUCCCAAUAGGAGCUUCCCUAAGCAGGCGAAAAGGAGA
Molecule: messenger RNA, 909 nt
Organism: Closterium sp. NIES-67
Lineage: Eukaryota; Viridiplantae; Streptophyta; Zygnematophyceae; Desmidiales; Closteriaceae
Source: the annotation of a GenBank genome assembly